UUCAUGGAGGAAUGUCAAUGUAAACUGACGAUAACAGCAACAACAACAACAUACAUGCACGCGGAGCUUUUGUUAGAAACACAAAAACUAGCGAAUGUGAUGGAAAUAUAUGUGUAACGCGUGUGUUGACCUGACAAAAUAAGAUGGAAACCAGCAAAUCCAGGAAGAAAUGGACCAAGGAUGAUCCAGUGGUCCAAGUGCCUGUUGAUGUUCCGGCAGUUCGGGAAGAAAUCUUUCCCGGUCAUGAGGAGUACCUGAUGCUGCUGCAGGAAAAGAACAGGUUGAUAAAGAAGCUCCGUCAGAAGAACUCCCGCCAGAUCCAGAUCGAAAGAAAGGAGCAGGGUUUCGCUCUGUACGUGAAUGGCGCCAACGCCCAGCGAGACCUCCCCAUUGUGGCACCCACAGGGAAAAGUGCCGGCAAAGUCAAGUUGCCCAAGACAGCUGGAGAGAUGCGUCGGAACAUCUAUUUGAACGCACAAGACCUGAAGGAGCUGGGAGCUGAAGAACGCCGUGUUCAGGAAGAGAAGCAGCGAGCUCGCACUGCUCCCUCCAAGACUCGCAGGAAAGGCUGGAAUGUUGGGUCAGUGGACAUCACCACUGCUUCAGGGGACAAGAGGAAAGUCAGGGCACCAAAUAUUAUGACGGGCAACUACGAGGAUGACUUUGAGAUGGACGACAGUGGUGACUACCGUAGCUCUGGAGAUGAAAGAGACCAGAGGUAUGACUCUGACAGCGACCUGGAUGCUCGUGGCUGUGACAGCAGCCGUCCCUCCUCCAGCAGCAGCAGCAGGCCAGGCAGCAGUCGCAAAACGAGCUACCUGAAACGCAAGGCAGCCCAGAUACGUGAGGAGGAGGAGCUCAAUGACCGUCUGACUCUUACUCUGGCAGACGUUAGGAGAUUGCGGCAGAGCCUGGAGAUGAACGCCAGCAUCCGACAGAGUCUUGCCAGGGAAGUCAGCUCGGGCCUCCCCCAAUUGUCCGCCAACCCGUACAGGGCCCCUCCACGACGCCAGGACUUGAUACAGUUGAAGGAGGAGGAAGAUAUGGACCACGCAGCCACCAUCGAUGAAGAAGAGGAGGAAAUUGAGGAGGACCUGUCACCAGGGGGCAGCACUGGCCCAGACAGCCCGACCAGCCCCAUCAACAAUAUCAUGAAACCUAAUGAGACAAUCGUACUGGAGUUUGCCCCACUGCCAAGUAAAGGAAAAGUUGAAAGAAAUUUGUCUGCUGCACGAAAGAAAAACAAUGACAUUGAUGCUUCCCUCAAUCCCAAACAGAAGCCACGCCCCCUCCCGAGCCCCAAAGGCACCCCAUCCUCUACCCCCAGGGAUUUGCGGCUUCAGUCAGUGCCACAAUCCAAGAAGUCACUGAAGCCUCUGUCAGCGAACAGAAAGAGUGAUGACCAUCAUCUGGACUCCCGGGAGGAGGCGUCGGCAGUGUUACAGGCCCUACAGGAGGAGAACUCGAAAGCUGCUCGCUUCAACAAAGAUGUCAGUAAAAGUCCUCGUCCAGAGCUGCGGCCGAGUUCCAGUGAUCCUCAACGUUCCAAAUCCCGACUGUCAUCUCGCGGGUCUGCGGAGAAGUUGUCACCCACCAAAACCCAUUCAGCCGGGUCAGUGGAUCCUCAGGCCCUCACUGAUGAGCGUGUGUCAGAAAUAGUCACCAAGGUCAUGGUCAUGCCUCCGAAACAGCAGAGGCGACUCAUCAAAAUACUGGGCAAGUUGGACGAAGGGUCUUCAUCUGUGCAAUCCCCCACGUCACCCAGUAAAUCUACAAAGCUCAGUACCCCUCGUUCACACACUACAAACAAACAGAAGUCCUCUGGGGGCCAUCUUGAAGUCCUGGAGGUGAACAUGGAGAUCUUGUCUAACUGGGGCCACCCAGAUCGUGUGGGACUCACAGAAAUACAGUUCUUCAACUCCGACAAACAGCUGAUUCCGGUGCGCAUGUCUGACGUCAGUGUUCAUGGGGCUACUGGCUGCCGGACCUCUCGAGAUGUGCUGUUUAAUGGGAAACCCAAGACAACAAAAGAGAGGUACAUGUGGAGCUGUGAGUAUGAGGACGGGCUGUCCGUGGAAUUCGUCAUCACUCUUCACAACCCCUCACCAAACAAGCCUUUCUGUCUCUCCACCAUCAAGCUGUGGAACUACAACAAGAGUCUAAAUGAUUUGAAUAUAGGUGCUCGACACACCCGGAUCUUUGUAGGGGGAGAACUGGUGUUUGAUGGAGACAUUGAUAAGGGCUGUGGUAACCAAGCCUUUGACUACAGCAAGGUCGUUGACCUUAGUAACUCAGGGACAGAUAACUCAGUCAGGAAACUUCCGUCCAAGGAUUCUGUUAAUGGGCACAACAAACCCUCGGGAACACACUCCUCCCCAUCACCAAGACCCCCCUCAGGUCGACAUGAGACGAAGAAUAUACGCAGUGAGACACGGACCUUACAUCACAGCAGUGGGGACCUGAGGCGGCCAUCCGUGGGGUCUGACAGGUCACAGUCCAGCCCGGAGACUGAGGAGGAUGGGCUAAGGAUGCCUGAGAAGGGGCGUGUCAAGACUCCGCGGAAGCCGAAACGACUGGCAGCCCGUCUAGACGGACACAACUCCGAGACUGACACCUCCCAGUCUGUCGGUGACAGUCUGGAUCCCAAAAGUCCUCUGGGGCCCAUUAGAAAGAGCCCAAACAUGUCUGCCGACCAACCCCCUCCAGCCAGACCCAAGACUCUUGCCCCACUGGAGGAUGGGCGGGGAGGGACCUCACCCUCUCCCCGGAGGGCCACACCCAGCAAAACCCCCCUCCCUCGAGACAGUGAUGACACACCGAUGUUACAGAAACUGAAGGACAUGAACAUAAGUGAGUCAAAGAGGAAGAAGGAUGUGCCCACCUGGCUGAAUGCAGAGGAUGUGGAAGACCGCUUCAGGAGUCCUCCAGCCAGCAGGGCGGGGCACGUUGAGGGGAAGAGUCCCUCCCCCCAGCCAGGGAAGCCCGGGAAGAAGUCAAGAGUCGACCACCUCACUACAGUCCUGGACAAAGAUGGCAACCAAAGUACAGCUGCUUCCCCAUCUGCUGAGAGAGCUGAGGCGGAAGACCAGGCCAUGCCCAUGACGAGGAUACAGAAUAACCGCGCCCGGUGGCGGGCGUCACACGACAACCUGGAGGAGGAGUGGGGGUCUCUGUCACUGUUCAACAGACAGCAGCGUGGCCGCUUGUCCAUAGACAUGGGGGAUGGAGCAAUGGAGGAGUACUUGAGUGGCAUCAGGAAAGAUGGAGAAACAGCUGGUGAAACUGUUGCCCAGGAAGAUGCUGAUCAGGAUACGGAUUUUGUAAUCCCGGAGCUGCCCUAUGGUCAGGAGCUGGUAUUGAACAUCAAGACCACGUGGGGGGACCAGCACUAUGUUGGCCUCACCGGCAUCGACAUCUUCUCCAGCAAGGGAGAACCUGUCACCAUCAAACAGAUCUCAGCCAAACCGAAGGACAUCAAUGAGCUUCCUGAUUACCACAAAGACCCUCGAGUCAUCACCAACAUCAUCGACGGCGUUAACAGAACGCGGGACGAUGUGCACAUGUGGCUGGCGCCAUUCACCCCAUCUGGUGACCACAAAGUGUUUAUGACCUUUGAGAAACCCUGCAAGAUUGCCAUGAUCAGAAUCUGGAACUACAACAAGUCCCGCAUCCAUUCCUACCGGGGUGCAAAGGAUGUGACGAUGACCCUGGACAAGCAGCUCGUGUUUAAAGGAGAGAUCGCUCGGGCGUGUGGCGGCGUGGAGGGGGGAACAGAGGCCUUCGGAGAUACAAUUCUGUUCACAAUGGAUGAGGGUAUCCUUGAAGAGGUGUCAAAGAAUGACGAGGCAUACGAUGGAGACAUGCUCAGUGAUGACGAGGAAGAUGUCCCCUUCGAGAGGCCCAGCACAGCCGACAAUGAUGAGCGGCCGUUCACACGGGCAGCAGGAGGCCUCCUCAAGCAGCAACAGACUACUCCGAGACCAACCACCAGCAUGGUGACCUACGAUGGAGAUCUGGUUGUCUACAAGACCAAAAGGUUAGAACUCGAUUUCACUGCCACAUGGGGAGACAUGCACUACCUGGGUUUGUCUGGCCUGGAGAUUGCAGACAAGGAUGGGGAACCGAUUCCACUGAAGAUGUCCAUGGUGGUUGCCAACCCCCGUGAUCUGCACUGUCUGCCUGGACAUGAACGGGAUGACAGGACACUGGACAAACUGAUCAACGGCAACAACAUCACCCUGUCUGACGAGAAUAUGUGGCUAAUCCCCUUCACACCAGGAAACAGCCACACCAUCACCAUCAACUUUGACCAGCAGGUGCUUGUAUCAGCCAUCCGCAUCUGGAACUAUAACAAGACACCUGAGGACACCUACAGAGGCGCCAAAGUGAUGCACGUCAGGAUCAACGGGAAGCAGGUGUCUCCUGAUGAGGGCUACUUACUGAGGAAGGGUCCAGGAAACUGUCACUUUGACUUUGCCCAGGAAGUCAGCCUGUCCACUUCCCACCGGCCCCAGAACAGCUACCCACAGUCCUCCAGCUCGGCAGGCGUGGACUCCAGUAUAUCGUACGAGGUGGUGCAGAUGCCCUGUGGAUUCAUCUACCAGCUGCAGCUGUUCACAACAUGGGGAGACCAGUACUAUGUCGGCCUCAACGGCAUCCAGGUGUACGACUCCUGCUUCAACAUCAUACAACUCACCGACAACAAUAUUUCUGCCUUUCCUGAGAGCUGCAAUGUCCUGGACAACAUCAACAAUGAUGUGCGCACACCCGAUAAGCUGAUCGACGGCCAGAAUGGCACGACAGAUGGGAAACACAUGUGGCUGGCUCCUCUACUUCCCUCAAUAGUGAACCGGGUGUACAUCAUAUUUGACCAGCCCACAACCAUCUCCAUGAUCAAGAUAUGGAACUACAGCAAAACACCAAACAGAGGGGUCAAGGACUUUGGGUUGCUUGUGGACGACCUACUGGUGUACAAUGGGCGCCUCCAGGCGGUGACAACAGGCGCCCGCGGCAUCCUGCCCCACUGCCAGGGUCCCCAACAGUACCACACAGUGCUCUUCACAGAUAACAAGGAAAUACUAAAGAGGGAGAAGAACACCAUCAUCAGCAACCAGACAGAGGACCAGGACAUUCAACUGCUGAAUGACAAGCAGAUCGUCAGCAAGUACGCCAACCCCAAGUCAGCCCAGACUGGGAAACCUGUCAACCAGGCUCUCCGUCCCAAGACAAGUGUGCCACUGAAGAGGAAAUGAGACUGAUCUGCCGGCAGACAGUGGCUACACCUCGCUAUCAACCCACCAUGCGUUGCCUUCAUGACUGCUUUACAUAUCGUGCACUCAAUCAACCUGCACCGACUUCUGUAUAGUUGUGCAUAAUUUACUGUCAUAUUGUUAUCAACUUUACAGGAUGUAGUAAUCACAUGACAAAUGUUUUAAACUGUUCCUUAUAUUGUUGUGAUGGCUGUUUCUGUGAUAAAGUUAAUCAUGCUGCUGUGUGUUGGAGGCAGCAAGCACCUGUUGGACAUGCCCUGUAAGUGUAUCAGUCGAGAUGGGUGUUGGGUGAGGAAAAUAUGCAUAGUGGUGUUUGUCUCAAGGAAGGUGUCUGUGAAAUGUGUAGUGUUCUAUAAUUGGUCAUAAUAUUCAGAUUCAGAAUCUAUGAAUUGUAGAACAUCUAGGGAUGGCAGUCUGAUAAAAAGGUACAUUUUACACUCUCUCAACCCAAUAGUGUCCCAAGUAGUUGGUUAUAAUGGCUGCAGGGGCUGAACUGAGCUAGACUGUGAUGACACACCGGCUUGACUGACCAGCGUAUAUUCAUGCAAACCAGAAUAAAACAGUUGGAUUAAGAGUUUGGGAGUAACAUGUCAGACAUGUAUAGUUUUCUCAAAUGUCAAAAAAUAUUAGCAGUUUCUGCAUUGUUGAAAUCUGUAAGAAUCUGAUCUUAUCAUCCUAAGUAGACACGGCUUUCAUGCUUUUAUCACUGCUUCUUGAGACUGCUAUAGUAUAGAGUCUGAGACCUUUGUUUCACACUUUUGGAUUAACACAAACACGAUAAGUGAUGCUAGUUUAAUCUUAAAUGAGUCUGGUACAUAGAGUCCAAAUAUAGGUACACUUGUCAUAAAUCAUAUGUGAUACACACGAGUGUCACCUGCCCUUGCCAUUAGGCAACAAUAGUCUGAAGUGUGAGAUAAAUCCCUGUCAGCACUUCACAAACAGCCUACUGUUAGCAUGGAUUCCUAGCAAUGUCUGGCAAUAAGGUCAGUCACAGUUUGCUGUAUACGUUUACAAAUAGAGGCAAUAUUUUUUUACUGUUUACAAGAUAUUGAUGGUACCUGCCGUCCUGUAUAGCUUGUUAGGCCACAACCGAAGGUCUGUUUUACACAGCAGACUCUCAUUACAGCAGAUCUCGUUUCCGUCCAUGGAGAUAUUUGUCUUCACAUGCAGCAUUUUGUUACCACACUGUUUACUGGAAUUUGUUGACAUUUUACUUGAUGGUUGUGGCAUUAUGAUCGGGGGGAAAUAAUCUUUGCCAUACAAGAGGUUGGACGUUCUUUAGAAAAUCAUAAAUCAUGUUGGUAAUCAAGGAGAUGUCGGGGAGAAUUGAACAGAACAAUCAGUUAAAAUAACCUUGAAAAAUCGACAUCACCAUCUGUUACUGUUAGAAACAAUUUAUUGAUACAUGUAACAACUUCUUUAACACAAGAUUGUGGUUCCUCAGAGCUUCUGUUAUACAUGGCUUAAAUAUUGUUUGACAAUUUCAAAAGUUUCUCUCACAUCAGAUACAAAGUAAAUCUAUGGUCUCUGAGUCCAGGAUAUUUUAUCUAAAUGUAAUGGCAACAUAUUUCACGAGAGAAUUGCAAAUAGACAAAUACUGGCAUUUCAGAGAUCUUAAUGUUCCUAUAUUUUAACCUCAAUUAGUGAAUUAUCUAUCUGUUAAUAAAAGUUUCAUUCAUGUCAUUAUUUAUUUUUUUUCAAGAGAUGAUUUACAGUAGCUUUGUCCAUUGAUGAGCUGUUUUUAUCCAAGCUUUUAACACUACAUGCUUGUUUUCCACAGCUGUCUGUGGGAUGAUUGAUCAUUGAAUAUAUUGUCUGUCCUAACGUGUAUGUCAGAAUUCCAUUCCAUUUUCAUGAAGCAUACAUGUCUUGUUAUUACCUCCCCUGGAGGAUGUCAGUGAGGAAUAAACUCUACCUCUCA
Molecule: messenger RNA, 7191 nt
Organism: Haliotis rubra (blacklip abalone)
Lineage: Eukaryota; Metazoa; Mollusca; Gastropoda; Lepetellida; Haliotidae
Product: katanin-interacting protein-like
Exons: 39
Coding region: 144-5252 (1702 amino acids)
Source: RefSeq, a predicted model, not a curated record